UUGACGUGGUGGAGAGCUUAAAUAAUUGAUGUAGUAUAAUUAGGCUUAACUCGCAUAAUGUACCAUUGUCGUUCUUUCUUUCAAAAUAUACUUGAUGUAGAACUGCGUUUGUGCAUUACGAGGUCAUGCUGGCGACAGCGCGCAUUCUUCUGCUCAUUUAUAUCGCCAUACUGCUCGCCGCGGUUGCUCAAUGGUCGUGGCGUAGCGCCGCUGAGCACGAGGUCGCGAGUUCGAUCCCUGCCGCGGCGGCUCCAUUCCAUGGAGGCUGAGUGCAAAAAAAAAAACGAUCUUGUAAUUAAAAAAAAAAAACAUAUGGUCGAAAUUAUCUGGAGUCCCCCCGCUGCGGCGUGCCUCACACCACAUCGCGGCUUUGGCGCGUAGAAUCGAAGAAAUUAGACAGCUUUAGAUUAGGGGCCUUUAGAUUUAGAUUAGAUUAGGGCAUUUAGAUUAGAUUAGCCCUUUGCGUACCCUUAUCUAAAACUCUCUAUUACUUACCUACUCAUCGCCGCACUGCGGAUUGAGUACGGCCUGCGACCGGGGUCGUGCGAAAAGAUAUACGAUUCCCGUUCUGCCGCGCGUGCAGGUGUGUGCGGCGACCAGCCGUUCCAGCACCAUGCUUCCCUCCCACCUACUGCUCGCCCUGCUGCUGCUGACGUCGCUGACGACGCUGCCUGCACCGGCGGACGGAACCUUCGGCGUCUUCGGCGGCGGCUCCCUGGGCUCGCUGGUGCUUCCGGCCGCGCUGAUUGGCCUGCCGUUCGGCCCGCUAGCGCUGGGCAUCGGGGCGGUCGGCAUCAAGAUCGCCCUCUUCAGCCGGAUCAUCGCCUUCCUGGCCGGCCUCGUCCGGAACCGGGGCCCGCGGCGCGGCAUCAGCGUCAGGAAGGAGUUCCUCCACAUUCCGGCCAGGGACCUGCAGCGCGUUCACCAGGCGCCCGUCGUGCUGCCUCCGGUGCCCCGAACGUUGGAACACGCGUUCAGCCUGCCCUCGCACCAGCCCUAUGGCGACGCGGCUGGUAGACUUCAGGCGGCGUUCGCCAGGGGUCCGGCGUCUCCGUUCCAGGCGCCCGUCCCGCAGUCGUUCGUGUUCUCUGGGCCGCCGAAUUUCGUGCCUCCACCGCCGCCGCUCCAUUUCGUGGUCCCACCGCGACUAGCCGCGGUCCGACCGGAGCCGACGCAAGGCGUGUCGCCGGACAAGCUCCUUCACGGCGCACAGCCGCCUACCGGUGGCACCUUCGACCAGAUACUGCGCAUCGCCCAGUCGCCGGCCGUGUCCACCAUCGUGAGCAACAACCCGGACCUGGUGGUCAAGUUCAUCCAAGGAAUCGCCGGUUCGAAACCGCUGCAGACGCCCAUCGGAACGGCGCACAGCAACGCGGGCCUGACGGGCAGCAAAGUGGGCGGCGGCGACAUCGAGGCCCUCCUCAACUUCGUGCGCCAGGACCCGAACCUCGUGCGAAACAUCGUGAGGGCGGACCCGGGAUUCGUGCCCAGCCUCGUGGACAACCUCCUGGGUAUAUCGGGCCAGGUAAAGGAGCCGACACCCGCGCCGCCGGCCAAUUUUUCUGGCUUCGACUUCAAGCAACCGAUCAACGACACAGUGGCGGGAUCCCCGGACGUUCCAGCUAACGUUCCCGUCGACGGGAAACAAGCCGAAGCCCCCGUUCUGCCGUCGGCAGCGCCCAAGACGGCGGCCAUUCCGCCAGCUUCUUCCCCGGGAGUUUACUCAAUUCAGCGCUACCCGCAAGCGGUCUACCCCGUUCCCAACUACGGGCAGUCACCGCAUGCCCCCUUCGGGUAUCCUGUCGUAUUCGGCCUACCUCAGCUGCCCGUUGUGUACCCCCGUUUUCCUUGGUCAACUAUGACGCCUCAGCAACUUUCACAUGCGUUGAAGCUGGCAGCUUAUCCAAGUCGCGCCUCGGUGAAAAAGCACGGCACCACCGCUCGUCCCGACAAGCAACAACCGACCGUCCAGGAGUCGGGAUCCGUUAGGAAGGACAAGCCUAAAGCAUUGCCCCCAACGGUCGUCAGCACGAAGAAACCGGAAAAGUCCACCAUCGAAGCAUACGGAUCUGUUCGGAAAGGCACACCCAAGGCAUCGUAUAAAACGGACACAACGACCCAGCGGCCUGCCGUCCUAGAGUCCUAUGGACUGAUUCGUAAAGACAAGCCUAAGAUGACGUCCUCAUCUCCCGCAACAACGCAAAGACCGAAGCAACCCGUCGCCCAAGCGUAUGCGCCCGUUCGGAAAGCCAAGCCUGAGACGUCAAAUCAAAAGGUUCAACCUGUACAACCGGCCAUCCCGGCUUACGGAUCAACCAAGGCCAAGCCUAAGCCGUCCUAUCAAAGCGAGGUCGUGACCGAGGUUCCCACCAUCCAACAAUAUGGGGCACCCAGAAGUGACAAACCGAAGGCCCCCCACGUAACCAGCACUGGUCCGGUUGAACCAGCGGAUAAGGGCGCCGCAGUUGUCGCCGAGAAGCCGGUCAUCGAGCAAGAUUUGCCUGUCGCGAAGGAAACGAAGGGCGACGUGUACACCACGGCCAACCAGGGCCAAGGGAGCUCGCCCACAGCCGAUGGGAUCGAUAGGCCCGCCGUGAAGGAAAUGGCUCCACCACCCGCCGUCAGGCCGGUCUACGUGCCUGCCACGGGUAAGUUCCGGUUCGAUAAGGGCCGUAAGGGCGGCCCUGAGGAGAACGCGGCAGGUUUCCCUGCUUCCCUGUUCGACCCGACGGCCUUCGGCGACCAGGACACGAAGGACAGCCAGAGCACCGGACCGGCCAAGGCGAGAGUCCGUCGGGACAGCCCCGACACGACAACGGCCCCGUCGGACUUCUCACGCACCUACGGCGGUCGCAAGUGCGUCUUCAAGAUGAUCUGCUUCAUCGGCGCCAACGACCACACGUACGGUCGUUACGGUGAGAGAGCCUCCGUCUUCAUCAGAUACGUGGACAGCCUGAUGAGCUCCAGCGACGUGGCGGCCGACUACAGCCGCGCGUACGAAGUGGGCCGAACGCACGGCGGCGAAGGCUGCCGCAUCAAGUACAACAGCUGCCCAAUGACGGUCGUCGACCUGGUCAGCCUGUCGGCGAACUUCGGGUGAAGCCUCGGCGCGCUGCGGCGAGAACCGCGGUCCAGGCCAUACGACGCUGCAGACUGUGUGCGGACCGGUCUCUGGGACCCGAGAUGCAGUCUUCCACAGCGAGCAGCGUUUGGCAGGGGCGCCUACGUCGCGGUGACUCGUAGAGGCCGUACGGAGCUGGCCAACCUGUCGCGUUUUGGCAACCUCCUGUGAUAACAGUUGUUCGUGUUAUGUUGUAAAAAAAAAAAAAGUGACUCUAUGCGUGAGAUGUAGCUUUUGUGGCGGAAACUGUGGCGUAAUUUCUUGCUUCCAACAUUUAUUCCUGUUGGAAAUGACUUAUCGGCAACCGCGCGAAACCUCGUACACUCUGUAUGUAGCGGCAUGUUUUCGAUAAUGUCUUUUUUUUUUGUUCUUGUGUAGCAUUUGAUACACUACUUCGUAUUUAUUAGCUCGUCGGCGCCACUGUGUCACGCCAGCACGUGCGGAACUUUGCGGUUUCAUGUGUUUGUAUAUAGCGUUAAUAAAGAAUAUUCCAACCUAUAUGUCUAUUCAGCUUUCGUGUCGGAAGCAUGUGUAGUGUCACGUGUCCCGGCUCGGUGUCAAACGUAUACGGGGUCGCGCAGCAUUCGAAGGAUGACUUAUGCGGUAACUCGUUCACAGCCCAAAGACCUGAUGUUGGCGUGAAAGGCGUUCGACAACUAUUGCGCGGCACACGAGUCAAGACUUGGCGCUCGUUCGACGUCUACCACAGUCGUCAUAUUUUAAACGUGCACACUGCGCUUAAACAGCUGGGCAAGUUGCUCAACCAAAGCGAAUGUUGUCACGUGACUAAGGUUGUCACGUGCCAAGUUGGUUAGCUGGCAAAAACACAUUGAAUUCUGGGGUUUUGCGUGCCAAAACCAUUAUCUGAUUGUGAGGCGCGCCAUAGUGAGAAACUCCGGAUUAAUUUGGACCACCUCGAGUUGUUUGACGUGCACCUAAAUCACUGACAGAGGGGAUCUUUAACGUGCCUCCCCCCAUUGCACGAAACACGUUCUUUUUUUUUUUUUUGCAUGUAGCCCUCACCGAAAUGCGGUCGGCGCUGCCGGGAUUUGAACCCGCGACCUCGUGCUUAGCAGAGCAGCACCAUAGCCGCGAAGCUACAGCGCGAAGGCACUUCAUCUGCAUUAAAUUGAGGGGCUGCAGGCGCAGCCAGCUGUAAAGAAUUUGUUUGACCACUGAUUGCUUACUUUACGAACACGAAAGCAUUUGCAACAUGCACAAAAUUUCCCUAGCUGUUACACGAAGUUGAGCGCUAUUCAGCCUCAUAUCAACUGCAACAUCUACCUACGUGCCUUGUUCCUUUGGAAGCAGGA
Molecule: messenger RNA, 4434 nt
Organism: Dermacentor andersoni
Lineage: Eukaryota; Metazoa; Arthropoda; Arachnida; Ixodida; Ixodidae
Source: RefSeq, a predicted model, not a curated record